Messenger RNA from Alosa alosa (allis shad), 2222 nucleotides. Its product is annotated as Allantoinase, mitochondrial. Bases 101 to 1483 code for a protein of 460 amino acids. Gene Ontology annotation, molecular function: zinc ion binding; allantoinase activity; cobalt ion binding. The transcript is spliced from 11 exons. Gene Ontology annotation, biological process: purine nucleobase catabolic process; allantoin catabolic process. NCBI's taxonomy places the organism in Eukaryota, Metazoa, Chordata, Actinopteri, Clupeiformes, Clupeidae. Gene Ontology annotation, cellular component: cytoplasm. The record is from RefSeq and is a predicted model, not a curated record.
UGUGUCAACCCAGAGGUACUCUAGCGUACUCCUGAGCAGCCAGAUCUGCAGCUGGAUAGAGAAUAUUAUAGCAGAGAAAAGAAAAGAAAAGCGUGAGAAAAUGGAGCCUGGAGCAACCGUGUGUGCCGUGAGGAGCCGGAGAGUCCUGUGCGGAGAUGAGAUUAGGCCUGCCGUCAUCCACAUCAAAGACGGGAAGAUUCAGAACAUCCUCCCUGGUAUUGAAGUGGGCCCGAGUGCUUCUGCUGAGGUAUUGGAUGUAGGAGACAGACUGGUGAUGCCAGGGAUUGUGGACUGCCAUGUGCACGUUAACGAACCAGGUCGUACUACCUGGGAGGGCUACUGGACAGCCACACGUGCUGCUGCAGCUGGGGGAGUGACCACCAUUGUGGAUAUGCCUCUCAACAGCAUCCCGCCAACCACGACUCUUGGCAACUUUCGUGAGAAGAUGCAGGCAGCAACAGGCCAGUGUUUCGUGGACACCGCCUUCUGGGGAGGGGUUAUUCCUGGCAACCAACUGGAACUGCGGCCCAUGAUUCAGGCUGGGGUGGCAGGGUUCAAGUGCUUCCUGAUCCACAGUGGUGUGGAUGAGUUUCCUCACGUCAGCGACAGUGACCUGCACACUGCCCUGCAGCAGCUCCAGGGCACAGACAGCGUCCUGCUGUUUCAUGCUGAGAGGGAGAUCCAGCAGCCUCUGGGAGAGAGUGGAGACCCAUGUGAAUACUCCACCUUCCUCAACUCCAGACCUGACAUCAUGGAGAUGGAGGCUAUACGCACAGUCACCCAGUUAUGCUUGCAGUACCAGGUGCGAUGCCACAUAGUGCACCUCUCGUCUGCUCAGCCCCUGGAGCUAAUCCGGGCAGCUCGGCAGGCUGGGGCUCCCCUGACGGUGGAGACGACCCACCACUACCUCAGCCUGUCAGCCGAGCACAUCCCCGCCGGGGCCACACAGUUUAAAUGCUGCCCUCCCAUCAGGGACACGGCCAACCAGGAACAGCUGUGGGCAGCACUCACAGCUGGAGACAUUGACAUGGUUGUGUCUGACCACUCCCCCUGCACACCUGACCUGAAACAAUUGGACAGUGGAGACUUCACUCAGGCCUGGGGUGGGAUCUCAUCCCUGCAGUUUGGACUGCCACUGUUCUGGACAUCUGCAUGCAAGAGGGGAUUUUCACUCGCUGACACAGUGAGACUCCUCUGCCAGAGAACAGCUCAGCUCUGUCGCCUAGACAACCAGAAGGGGAGCUUGCAUCCUGGUCAUGACGCAGACCUAGUCAUCUGGGACCCUGAGAAAGAGUUUGAGGUGACAGAGGGAAACAUCCAUCACAAAAAUAAGCUGACUCCAUACCUUGGCAGAACUCUGAAAGGAGAGGUGUACUGCACCAUAGUUCGGGGGAGACUGGUGUAUAAGCAGGGCUUGUUCUCUCAGCAGCCCCUGGGGAGGCACCUGCUCCUCAGCCACGGCCGCACUCAGGCCUCCCUGUGAAGAACCAGAGCAAAAUAAGCAGGGCCAUUAUCAACUUACACAUCAGGCCUAUAUCUCCACAAAUGCAAACUUCACCCCAGUGUAUGCAGCCGUUAGUGUUUGCAGAUUUUACACAUCAUUUACACAUCAAACAGAAACAUGAUGAAUGUGUUGUGAGGGUCCUGUAUUGUUGUGAUCAUCACCGAUGGGAUGUGUUAUGAACUCUAGUCUGGCAAUGGAGUUCACAAGAAAAGUUUAUGGUGUUAACAGUUACACAACCAAAGAUCCUAAUCUAAAUGUCAACUGAUGAAAUGUGUUAAAUAAUAUUUCAUUGUACCCUAUAAUAGGUCCUUAAUUAUUCUCUAUAUAUUUUUAAUCAGUUUCAUUUUAAGGUGAGUCCUAGUCUACUUUACAACGUGUUUGACAAAGGUAAUAGAUUAUAAUUGUUUCGUUAGGAAUCCCAGGAAAUUCUAAUUUAUAAUUGAAUCAGUCCCAAAAUGAAUGAACCCUUGAUCACGGAGUGGGCGUGUGCAGCACACAGCCAUUCAUCCUUCUGCAUUGCGCUGACCAACAGAGUGCUUUCAGUAAACAGUGCAGAGUAGCCUAUCAGUGCAAGUAUGGAUCACUGCUAACAGGAAAAUUGCGUUUCGCAAUGACAAGAGUAAAUCAAUAGGCUACUGAGAGGAAGGGUCUAUUCAUGAAAAUUUACCAUCUCCCUGUUUUGAUUUCUUUUCUGUGAAUAAACAUAUUUUCACUUUCA